AUGGCUUCCGGUUCCAGUAGUAGUUCCAAGUCUGAGCAGCAACUUUUAGAAAAAUUAGAAGCUCCUCAGCAAAUGCUAAAUGAUGAUGAUGAUGAUGAUGAUGACUACUCCAGCAAGCAAAUGAAGCACAUAGCUUUGGUGGUUAUAGGCAUAGUUGUGGUUAUGAGCAAACCAAUGGGCAUGAUUUGGGCAGUUGUGAAACCAAAACGACCCGUUUAUGCUAUCGAAUAUGGUUUGAUUUCAAAUGCGACAGUCCCAAGCAGCCUGGAAUCUCUCAUAGGCAACUUCAGGUUUGUGAUGAGGUCCUAUAAUCUAAACACCAAGACCACCAUAUACUAUGACUCAAUGAAGAUUUUAAGCCGUAACAGUAGCAACAAUGUGACUCGAAUUUCUUUUACUUUUUGCACAAGUCGAGAAGAAACCUGGUUAUGA
Molecule: messenger RNA, 432 nt
Organism: Ziziphus jujuba (common jujube)
Lineage: Eukaryota; Viridiplantae; Streptophyta; Magnoliopsida; Rosales; Rhamnaceae
Exons: 1
Coding region: 1-432 (143 amino acids)
Source: RefSeq, a predicted model, not a curated record